Molecule: messenger RNA, 3392 nt
Organism: Stylophora pistillata
Lineage: Eukaryota; Metazoa; Cnidaria; Anthozoa; Scleractinia; Pocilloporidae
Product: TAF6-like RNA polymerase II p300/CBP-associated factor-associated factor 65 kDa subunit 6L
Biological process (GO): RNA polymerase II preinitiation complex assembly; transcription initiation at RNA polymerase II promoter
Cellular component (GO): SLIK (SAGA-like) complex; transcription factor TFIID complex; SAGA complex
Molecular function (GO): transcription coactivator activity; protein heterodimerization activity; RNA polymerase II general transcription initiation factor activity
Source: RefSeq, a predicted model, not a curated record
ACACACUUAACAAAUCAAGUGUACUCUCCUCGGGAAUUAGAUCUUUCCCAAUCAGUCAUGUUGCAAUAUGACACCCAGUUAGAUUAUCAUAUUGUAAAGAUCUCAAAAGCUUGCUAAGACCUUGUUCAUUAUAUUUGAGGAUCAGUAAACAUGUAUAUACAGCUGUAAAUAUGGUCAGUUAUUGGAUGACUACAGUAAAGGCACAAACAUUGCAACCAUGCACUUCAAACUUUACAAGACUCUUCUGGUUGACAGAUGACAGGCUUGCUUCCCACAGGCAAGGAUCAUUCAGGAUCCAAACGAGUUACAUCGUGGCCUGAAAGUCAUCAAAUGAUCUUGUGAUAUUGAUAAUAUUGAUAGGAAAAAAUAGAAACAAAGGAAAAAAAUCAGGUACUUUUUAUUUCACUUAAAUGAUAAACCGCCUUCAAUUUUGAAGGUUUUUAACCCAGAAUAAGACACCAGGACAAUCAAGCAUGAAAACUCUCUUUUUUUAUUUAAUCACUUACUAUAAUCAGUUGUCCCUAUACUUAUUGAUAUUUCUAUUCUUUUAUUCACCUUCUCACUUAUUUACUGCCGUUUUACAAAUAAUGAUUUGUCUGUUUGUUUAUUUGUUAGAGUAGCUCCUCCAUUUGAGGUUGUCCUGUACUAGAGCCCAAUCUCCCUCGACAAACAAUUUUCAACAUGGCGUUCACGCGUAGACAUCCGAUUAGAUCUACAACAUUUCUUCACCUGUCCCGUGUAGUUUCGAUGAUGUAUUUCAGAUAGAUAAAGUUUAAAUUCUGAGCCAUGACGGAAGAAUCGAGAUUUUCCAUUGUUUCACCAGAGUCGGUGAAACUGUACGCAGAAAUUUGCGGCGUUCAGACUUUGACAGACGAUCUUGCCAGCUCCUUGGCUGAGGAUGUGACUUACAGACUUCGCGAGACGCUCCAGAGCGCCUCGCAGUUCAUGAAACAUGCUAAGCGUAGACGGCUGUCAAGCGAAGACUUCAACAAAGCGUUAGAAAAGAGUAGUACAGAGCCAAUCUAUGGUUACGGAUCCAUGGAGGACAUGUUGUUUCGAAGUGCACCAACUAAAGAUGGGGACAUUUUCUUUGUUGAAAACAAGGAGAUCAGUUUGCGAGAGCUGGCAAUGAAUGUGGUUAUACCCACUGACCCCGGGCAGAGGAGUGUUAAAGCAAAUUGGUUGUCUGCUGAGGGUACAGCACCUGCUGGAAGUUAUGCUCAACCAAGUAUGGGGCGAGUUAACAGUGAUGGAGGCACUGUCCAGCGUCCCCUCUCUCAGGUGUGUUUGAGUUACUAUGAGCAGAUAACAAAGGCAGUUUUGGGUGAUGAUGAACAAUGCAACAGAGUGGCUCUGAGGGAUCUGAAAACAAAUCCAAAAAUCUCUUCCUUACUGGCAUAUUUUGUGAACUUUGUUGCAUCGGGGGUGAAGAUCUACAGCCAUGACUUGAUGCAAGUAAGCAAGUUGUUGAGUAUGGUCAACUCACUGAUUGACAAUUCAUCGCUAUUCCUUGAGCCUCAUGUUAUUCAACUGGUGACAGCAGUCAUGUAUUGUCUGCUUGAGUCUUUAGCUGCUUCUCUGAACCCAAAAAACGACCACUGGGGAUUGAGGGAUGAAGCAGCUUCCAUUCUGGCUCGCAUUAGCAGAAAAUGCAGCAAUCCAGUAAACUACUUGAGACAGCAGCUAUUAAUGACACUACAGGAGGUGUUAUUAGAUGACGGGCGGCCGUUCUGUUCCCAUUAUGGUGCUGUGGUAGGAUUGACUGAACUGGGACCAGAGGCCUUAGAGCAGUAUGUGAUGCCACAUCUCCGAACCUAUUGGACACAGCUUCAGCAAGUGUUAGACGACAAUAGCCAAUCAAAUGCGCUGCUUCAAGAGGAAGCUUACCAAGUUUAUGGCGCUCUUUUGCAGGCCGCUGGUUGUCUGUUGAAAUCCAAGCAGCAUGGCGUGCCUAUGACUUCCCUCGGUUUUCAAGUCAACAACUCGCACCCAGCCCUACGCACCAAUCUAUCUCCGUGGGCUGGAGCGAGCGUACAUCAGCGCCCAGCACCCGUGGCAAAGUCCCGAUCCCGGUCAAGUUCGACUGGUCUCGCUUCGAAUCCCUUUCAGUUGUACCAGCAGCUGUACGAUGUGUUCGGCGAUAGUCUAGGUCCCAGGACUGCACACAACAACUGGCAAGACGCGGUUGUCACCAAAACUAACCAGCUUCGGCUGCAACCAUUUGCACAUGCGUACUUUCCCUUACGACCUCUGCCGCGUGAUGCAAAUAUUAUCAAAGAGUUGAUUAACAAAGCCAAAGAGAAAUUACAGACAUCUGGUUCACAAAAUAACACUUUUGGUACCAAAAGGAAGAGGACUUUUGACGAAGCAUCAAAUAAGGGUUCAAAAGACAGACCUAAGAGCAAAAGGAUCUGUUUGACUUUGAGGCCCUCUUUCGUGAAGAUCUCUCUUGCGCCUAUGGAUUUGGAUCCUGAGGAACUCGGUUCAUCGCGAGGCACAACGGUGGGAAUAUCUAGGAGGAGCAGUCAGAAGGGGCUUGUAAAAGUUCCGAGACAUGUUCAGCGAGUGACAAACUGUGCUGUUGAAACUGGACGCAUUCGAAGAAAGUCAAGAAAACAAAAUCCCUCGCUCAGUAACAGAGUCAAGUUCGACUAUCAUAUUGGUGUCACUUUAUAACACCGCUAUUCUUGUCCUUGAGAAAUACCUCAAGAUAACAAUGUUCAUGUAAAUAUAACUCGGACUAAAUAUUUACGAUGGGUAUUUAUGCAUGGUCGCGCUUCUUUUCCGUGAAGUUGAUUGGAACUAUUUCUUUUCCUAAAUCUCUCCGAAGCCACAAUUCAAACGUUUAGGGAGAAAAACUGUCAAAUCAGAAGUCUUUAAAGCUUCACGUGACCAGUUCAAAGCGCGGGAAAGUAAAACGCGUGCGACCAAGUUGUGAUUGUUGUUGGGUUUUGACACGGAUGAGUUUGGCACGUAGCCAAAGUAAAAAGGUCGUCCAUUAGACGGCGGUGGAAUCAUCGGGCUUCUAAUGCACACAGGCAAUUAAACUUGUUAUGAAAGAUACGGCAAUUUUUGUUUUUUUUGGUGGUUUCAUAGAAAAGAUAAAGUUGUAUUUAUAAUUGUUUGUCUCACGCGUCAGUCAUCGUCAAGUGUUAUUAUUGUCAGUGUUGGCAGUACGUUAUUUUCUCUUCAAGGACGACAGAACAAGUAAGCAAAAUGUUCCCCUUUGCUUUUUCUGACACAUCGUGGAAAUGUAAUACACAUGGUUACAUGAACAACACAGUUCUUAAGUCUAAAUCCUCUUCAACGUCUGUCAUUUGAUAAAGCCUUUAACGUCUGUCAUUUUAUAAAGCCUUCAACGUCUGUCAUUUUAUAAAGCCUUUAAGGAUCAA